GUUAAGCUCAGGCUGUAAGUACGAACGAACGCGUCAACCGAGUGUCGUGUGAUGUGCUUUCGGUAGUGAAUAUUUUUUCUUUUAGGGGGCUCGAUGGAUUUUAGAUGGAUUUUGAUUAUCGCCCUGCUUAGCGUCAGAGAUACAUUUUGUGAAACUUUUGCCAGUGUACCAUCGGCGUCUAUAGCUCCAUCGGAGGUGGAUUGUCAACCAUACGUAGAGAAAGCCAUCAAAGAAUUAGUUACUCCAGAACCUAUUGGAAGUACAGAACGCGACCAAAACAUUCAGAAUGAAAGCCCCACAAGUGGAAGCACUCCAAAUGAUGAUGUUACAAGCUCGAGUUCUCAAGAUGGUAAUUCUCCGGAUGAUAGCAGAUCGAGUACACCAGCCGAACCGGAAAAGUUCAAAAAAGAAGAAGAAACAACCAGARACGAAAUAAAUUUAAGUGAAGGUGUUAGUGAAAUAAUUGAAAUUGAAAAUAAUAUUAAUGAAGUAACUGAUGCUGAAGAAAUCCGUCCACUUGAAAUAACUGAAAAAAAUCAAACAUAUAAAACUGAAGAAGAUAAUGAGAUUGAAAUCGUUAGUGAAGAAGAAGAAAAUCUGGAAAAUAAUAGUAURAGUGUUGUAGAAAAUGAAGUAAAAGAAUCCGAAAAAGAAACUGUACCUAUUAUUUUAGACAAAGAUUUAGUUACCAAUAACAUUGAAAUUAUAAUUGAUGUUGAGGAUAUAAAAAUAAAAAAUACURAUAAAAUAGAAGAACCUAUUGUGACCAAGAUACAAAUAGAAGAAAAAAUAGAAGCUACUAAUGUUGAAAAAAAAAUGGAAAUCCCYAAACAGUUAUUUAAAGGAACAAAAAAAAGGAACCCAAAAUAUUGGAAGUUUGAUCCGGACGAUGAACCUGAAAAUGUUGUUCCAAUUGUAAAACAAAAACCAAAAAGAAAUCUGAAAUACUGGAAAAUUGAUCCCGAUGAAUUUCCACUUGAAGAAGCGCCUAAACCCGUUGAAACUCCGAAAUUACGUAAUCCUAAAUAUUGGAAACUCGAUCCAGAAGAAGAAAAAUUGUACAAGCUAGCAGAAGCUAAAAAGACUGAAGAAAAAAUAAAAUCAGUUCCUCAGAAAAAAAAAAGAAAUCCUAAAUACUGGAAGUUUGAUCCAGACGAAGAAGAAAUAGGAGUAGAUAACGAAAAACAUUCUAUAAGUGAUAAUACGUUAAAUAAACAAAGUUCAAAUCAAAUUUUCAAAGGAACAAAAAAACGAAAUCCAAAAUAUUGGAAAUUUGAUCCAGAUGAAUAUGAAGAAGAAAUAAAAAAAGAGCCAGUAGCUAAAGUUAAGCGAAACCCUAAAUACUGGAAAUUUGAUCCCGACAUCGAACAAGAUGAAACUAAAAAAACGGCUGAAGAAGAUAAAAUGGAAGAAGAUACUCAUAAAAUAUCAGAAACAACUGAAGAUAUAARAAUAUUAAACGAUAAAGAAGAUGAUACAUCAAAACAGAACAAGUAUUGGAAAACAAAUGAACCAAAUAAGGACACAAAAACAAUAGAUCAAAAAGACGAAGAAAAACCAAAAAAGAAUAAAUAUUGGAAAACAGAAGAAAUUGAAAACAUUAUACCCGAUGAAAUAAUAAAACAAGAAGAACCAAUCGCAAAAAAGAAUAAAUACUGGAAAACAGAAGAGACGGAAAAAMMAAAAGAAGUGAAAGAUGAAGAUAAUAUGACGUCUAAAAAAAAUAAAUAUUGGAAAACAGAAGAAAAACCCGUAGACGCAGUAAAAGAAAAAAUAAUUGAAACUCAAAGAAGUAUGUAUUGGAAACUCGAUGAAGAAGAAAAAUUAUCAAAAUCAGAAAAACAAACUAAAAACGAAAAUAUUAAAACUACUGAAGAUGAAGUCACAGUUGAAGAAUACCUGUCUGAAGAAGAUUUGACAAUGGAUGAAGUAGUACCAAAGAAUCUACGAAAUAAAAGUCAUAUAAAACAAACAUUAAAAAUAGGUGAAAACACUGCACAGCAUGAUAGUUUUCUAUCAAAAGUUGUAGAUUCGACAUUAAAAGAAUUAAAAAAAGUAUAUGAAGUGGCAAUUAAACCGUUGGAAAUGACUUUCAAGUACAGAGAUCUGAGUAAUAGACAUUUCGGAGAGCCAGAAAUAUUCUCUAAACCACUCAUUCUGUUUAUGGGACCUUGGAGUGGUGGUAAAUCUUCAAUAGUUAACUAUCUUUUAGACAUUGAGCAUUCUCAAUUUGCAUUAAGAACUGGAGCGGAACCAUCU
Molecule: messenger RNA, 2259 nt
Organism: Diuraphis noxia (Russian wheat aphid)
Lineage: Eukaryota; Metazoa; Arthropoda; Insecta; Hemiptera; Aphididae
Source: RefSeq, a predicted model, not a curated record